AUGAUUUAUUUAUGUUUCGAUUUAAUACUAUUUAAUUAAUACUAAUUUGAAACUUGAACUUUUCAAUUAUUAUUAAUUUGAAUAAUUUGAUUAUAAUACCUUGCCUCUUAGUUGAACUGUCAACACUAGAGGUUAGGUCUUGUGAAUAAUAUACUUCUAGAAGAAGAUUCUUGAUACAUAUAAGAUUUUAAACUCUGGCAUGUGAAAAAUAUAAACAUAACCUAUUUUUAAACUAAAGUAAUAGAAAUCUACAUCAUGUCCCGUUUGAUAGUGAAAAAUCUUCCCAAAAAUGCAACUGAACAAUCUGUAAAACAGUUAUUUAGUCAAAAGGGAACCAUCACUGAUAUUCAAUUAAAAUACACCUCGGAUGGUAAAUUUAGAAAGUUUGGUUUUGUGGGAUAUCAAAAAGAAUCUGAGGCCGAGGAAGCAAUAAAAUCUUUUCAUAACACUUAUAUGAACACAAGUAAAAUAACAGUGGAAACCUGUAGCACAUUAGGAGAUAAGAAUAAACCAAGAUCUUGGAGUAAAUAUGCACCUGAUAGUAAAGAAUUCAAGAAAAAUAACAAAACUACUAUCGAAGAAGACAUUCCUGAACAGAAAAAAGUUAAACCAAAAAAGGAAAAGAAAGUCGACGCAACUGAACAAUUGUUGGAAAAGUAUAAAGACGAUCCAUUAUUUGAAGAGUAUUUACAAGUUAGUCAUCCAAAGGAAAUUGAGAAACUUCAAAAAUUGAAACAAAUUCGUAAAGAUGAAUGUGAAAACGAAACUGAAAACAAUUUAAAUGAAGAGAAUGAAAUAUCCAACAGUGAAAACGAUUGUAGUGCAGAUAAAAUUGCAAAUAAGCAAAUAUCUGAUUUAGAAUAUAUGAAAAAACUUAUAGCAGGUGGUACCGAGAAAAAACCAAGAGAAAAAAUGAAGAAAAAGAUAAAGGAAAAAAUAAAAUUGUUCACUGUUAAGCUUCGCGAUUUACCUUACAAUAUAAAGAAGAAAGAUAUAAAACAAUUUUUCAAACCAGUUUCAUGUUAUAGCAUAAGGGUACCUAGGAAUAUACAUGGAAUAGCAUUUGUGGGGUUUAAAACUGAAAAAGAAUUGAAUAAAGCACUAGUCAAAAAUAGGAGUUUUAUAAGUGGAAAACAAGUAUCAGUGGCAAAAUAUACAACUAGCGAAGAAAAAUCUCAAAGUGAUAAUACACUUCGGAAUAUUUCUAAAAAUAAAUGGCAAACACAAGAGGAAGCUAUCAAAAACGAGGAAAACAUUGGGGAAUCCGGAAGAAUUUUUAUUAGGAAUUUAGCAUAUACUACCACUGAGGAAGACAUAGAAAAACUGUUUUCGGAAUUUGGUCCAUUGACUGAAGUAAAUUUACCUGUAGAUGCCAGUACGAAACAAAUGAAAGGUUUUGGUACUGUAACAUAUUUACUGCCAGAACAUGCAGUUAAAGCCUAUUCACAAUUAGACGGUUACAUCUUACAUGGAAGAAUGCUUCAUCUUCUUCCUGGUAAAAAUAAAGACACGAAUGAUGAAGAUUUGGAAGAUACAAACAACUAUAAAAAGAAAAAAUCGGCAAAACUUAAAGCGCAAGCAGGUUCAUCUCACAAUUGGAACUCGUUAUUUUUGGGACACGAUGCAGUAGCCGAAGUAAUUGCAGAUAGUUUUGGUACUACUAAAGAAGACGUUAUUGGACCAGAUGGUAAAGGAAGUGCCGCCGUACGACUUGCCCUUGGGGAAACCCAAAUUGUUGCUCAAACUAGAAAGUAUUUGGAACAACAAGGGGUUAUCUUAGAUGCAUUUAAUAAUGCAGUAGUAAAAAGAUCAAAAACUCUGAUAUUAUUAAAGAAUUUACCAUCAAAGACCGAAGUUAAAGAAAUUCGUGAAAUUUUCGAAAAGCAUGGAGACAUAGGAAGGGUUAUUUUACCACCUAGUGGCAUUACAGCAAUUGUUGAAUUUUUGGAACCAUCUGAAGCCAAAAAAGCUUUUAGCAAAUUGGCUUACACGAAAUUUAAGAAUAUGCCUUUGUACCUUGAAUGGGCUCCUGAUAAUAGUUUGACAGACCCCAAAACUAAUCAAAAAGUGGAAUCAACAAAUGGAGCAGGCGUGCAAGAACUCACUAACGAAAAAGAAAUUGAGGAAGACAUAAGAGAAGUGGAAGAAGAAGAAGAAGAAGAGGAACCGGAACCAGAUACGACGCUUUUUGUAAAAAAUUUGAAUUUUAAAACUACAGAUGAACAACUGAAACAACAUUUUGUGGCUUGUGGUAAAAUUCAUUAUGCUAAUGUUGCCUCAAAGAAGGAUCCCAAAGAUCCUAAUAAGACGUUAUCGAUGGGUUACGGUUUUAUUCGGUUUGUACAUAAGGCUAGUGCAGAUAAGGCUUUAAAAACCCUACAACAGAGCGUAUUGGACGGAAAAUCAUUGGAAUUGAAAAGAUCCGAGAGGACAUUUAAAAAUGACGUACAAACAACAAGAAAAGUAAAUAAGGCGACAAAGCAGACGGGCUCAAAAAUAUUAGUCAGAAAUGUUCCUUUCCAAGCUAAAAAAAAGGAAAUAGAAGAAUUAUUCAGUACAUUUGGAGAAAUUCGUGCGUUAAGAUUACCUAAAAAAAUGGCUGCUGGAUCGGAUAGUCACAGAGGAUUUGCCUUCAUCGAUUACACAACAUCAUCAGAUGCAAAGGCUGCAUUUGAAGCUCUUUCCCAAAGUACUCAUUUGUAUGGAAGACGUUUGGUACUUGAAUGGGCUGCUACGGAAGAAGGAGUAGAUGAAAUUAGAAAAAGAACAGCUAGUCAUUUCAAUCCAGAAGUGGAGACUAAGAAAUCAAAGAAAAGUGUUUUCAACAUGGAAUAAUUUGUAAAUUAUGCAAAUAUUUUACAAUAAAUUUUUUUUAUUCAUUCCUAUUAUAGAAAUUCCGAGUAAAUAAAAUAGGAAUUUGCAGAAAGAAAAA
Molecule: messenger RNA, 2932 nt
Organism: Diorhabda carinulata
Lineage: Eukaryota; Metazoa; Arthropoda; Insecta; Coleoptera; Chrysomelidae
Product: probable RNA-binding protein 19
Exons: 14
Coding region: 256-2835 (859 amino acids)
Cellular component (GO): cytoplasm; ribonucleoprotein complex; nucleus
Molecular function (GO): mRNA binding
Source: RefSeq, a predicted model, not a curated record